This is a messenger RNA of Onthophagus taurus, 1499 nucleotides long. The record is from RefSeq and is a predicted model, not a curated record. Lineage: Eukaryota; Metazoa; Arthropoda; Insecta; Coleoptera; Scarabaeidae.
GUAUUUAAAAUGUUCAAAGUUAAGUAACUUGAAUACCACAAGAGUCAUCAUAUAAAAAAUACAAAAAAAAAUAAAAAGAUUUAAAAAUAAAAAAAAUGUUAGUAUUAAGCACUGUAAUUUUAACAUUAUUCAGCUUUUCAGAGGCUGUAAUAAACUUUUCUGAUGUCUCUUGUGGUAAACAAACGUUAAGAUUUGGAAAAAUCGUUGGUGGCCGAGACGCCCAAAAACAUGAAUUUCCAUGGAUGGUUUCCAUAACUCGUAGAGGAGGUCAUUUUUGCGGUGGAACUUUAAUUACCAACCAACAUGUUUUAACCGCAGCUCAUUGUCUUUGCACCGGAAUCGGCGAAGACACCAUGCUUCCAGCAACUAUUAAAGCAACAAUAUCUCAGCACGAUUUAACCACCAGCGAUACCGCAGCAUAUGAAGUCGGCGUAAACAGCAUUUCCGUUCAUCCCCAAUAUUCUUGUAAGAAAGCCCGAAAUGAUAUAGCAAUCAUUGAAUUAGCUUCGAAAGUUCAAUGGAGCGAUUCAGCAAAUCCUGCUUGUUUACCUUCGUUUGAAUCAUCGAGGUUACAAGAAACUAUCGCUACGGUUGCCGGAUGGGGUUGGACGAAAGAACAUGGGCGUAAAGCGACUACUCUUCAAAAAGCUAACGUGAACAUCGUAGAUAAGGAAACUUGCCAAUCUUGGUAUGCUUCUCAAGGAAAGAAAACUAAAAUUCAAAGUGGACAAAUUUGUGCUGGGUAUGAACAAGGAGGAAUUGAUUCAUGUUGGAAUAAAGAUCAAGAAAUAACAUUAGAAACGAAUUGGCACAGAAUAGACAUAUUAGCGACCUCUGAAAAAUAGUAAAAUAGUACCGUCAGGGAUUGUGACCAUAAAAAAUUCAAAACUAGAAUCAACAACAUAAAUAACAUCAAUGAAAGACUCCUGCAGGCAUUGAUCUGUUUCCAAGAAAGUAAAACAAUACAUCUUAUCAGUAUUUAUGUGGCAGAUACCAAUUAAUCAAAGGAAAAGAUGGACACAUUCUAAUACUGAAUGGAACAAUGAUGCAGAAAAUAGCUCAAAAAAUAGCAUGGAUGACUUAUCUGGAAAAGAUGCAGGAAUAAAGAGGAGUGAAGGUUGUAGAAUGGACACCCGAAGGACAGACCGGUAGAAGAAGACCAAAGAAACGAUGGAAGAAUUACGUCAUACUCACUACAGUAUUGGAAACAGAAGACAUAAAAGCAGUUCUUGUUGACACAUUUAGACAUAAAUCCUAAAUCCAAAAGUAAAAGUGUUAAAAGAGACCUUACAUCUCAGAAACAAUCCACCCGAUAUUCGGUAUUAUGCACCAUGAUUUGAUAAUCUUUGAUAUGUUAGAUGUAUUAUGUCCUGUAUUAUGUAUUAUGUCCGUUACAAAACCAACUCUCUCUCUUCUCAAGAGACUUAUCCUCAUGUUUUUAACUAAUCGGGGUUCUCGUAAAUCUGAUAAGGAUUUCUUCUCCUUUCUGAGGACCUUAC